Molecule: messenger RNA, 2172 nt
Organism: Condylostylus longicornis
Lineage: Eukaryota; Metazoa; Arthropoda; Insecta; Diptera; Dolichopodidae
Product: sphingomyelin phosphodiesterase-like
Exons: 6
Coding region: 167-2086 (639 amino acids)
Biological process (GO): sphingomyelin catabolic process; ceramide biosynthetic process
Cellular component (GO): lysosome
Molecular function (GO): acid sphingomyelin phosphodiesterase activity
Source: RefSeq, a predicted model, not a curated record
GUGCUGAAAGGUAGUAGCACUAGAAAGUGUUUCAUAAAUAAAAAAUAUAAGCGCUGAAAUUAAAAAAUCAAAAAACAAUAAACGUGAAUUUAAAGUGCUAAUUUUUUUUUUCUAAUUUUCGUUUUUUGUUUAUUUUUAAAGAAAAAAAGAAAAAAAAUUGUUUAAAAUGUUUCGCGUUUUAUUCUUAAUAGGCCUAUUGGCGUUUAGUGUGGCCCAAAUACCAACAUCAAGACAAUAUAGAACUGCCUUAACUGAUAUGACCAAUGGUGUUUCUGAUGCUCUCGAAAAAGAAUAUUUGAAAUAUGUUAAAUCUGGUGUAGAAAGUGAAACACUUAAGGCAAUAACUGGACUUUUGAUACAUUCAAAAGAUAUUUUAAGGAGAGAAGUUCAGGAUUUAUCAAUUAUUGAUCAGACAUUCAUCUGUACAGUAUGCAAAGCUGCAUUCAAUGUAUUACUCCCAAUGGCGAGAAAUCCACAAAGUCAAGAAGAUAUAGAUAACGAUUAUGAUCCAACACUUGAUAAAAUAGCAAAAGAUUUUUGCGUUCGUGUUAAUAUUGAACCAAAACAUGUCUGCGAUAAAGUGAUCGAUUUUAAUUUGCCUAUUAUAAUACAUAUUAUACGUCAAAGGCCGGAACUAACAGCUGAACAAAUUUGUGGUACAAUGUUGCAAGGUGCAGCUUGUGUAGCUCCUGGUGAUCAUUUCAAUUGGAAAUUAAAUAUUGCACCAAAAGCAAAAGUUUCUAAUGAUGUAGCUAUUAAACCAAAAUCUGAAAUUCCUGAGUACACUCAAAAUGAAAAAAUCAAAAUUUUACAUUUAACUGACGUUCAUUAUGAUCCAAAUUAUCGUCAAGGUGCAUUGGCUGUUUGUGAAGAGCCAAUGUGUUGUAUUGCAGAUCCAAGUGAUGUUAAUUCAACACCAAAAGAAAAUUUAGCUGGACGUUGGAGCGAUUAUCGUGAUUGUGAUGUGCCAUGGGAAAUGUAUGUUGAUUCCUUACAACAAAUUGCUGAUAGACACAAAGAUAUUGAUAUAAUUUAUUACACUGGAGAUAUUAUUCAUCAUGCUGUAUGGGCAACAUCCCAACCUAAUAACACACAAGAAAUGAAAGAUGUUUAUGGUAAAUUAAAAGAAGUUUUCGGUAAUAUUCCAGUUUUACCAGCUAUUGGAAAUCAUGAGUCACAACCUUUGAAUGUAUUUGCUCCACCAAAUGUUAAAGAACGUCAUAGUACACAGUGGUUAUAUGAUUAUUUAGCUGAUGAGUGGUCAACUUGGUUACCAGCUGAAGCUCAAGAAACAAUUAAAAUUGCUGGUUAUUAUACAUAUUCCCCACGACCAGGUUUCCGUGUUAUUACAUUAAAUAAUAAUGACGCUUAUACAUUUAAUUGGUGGAUUUGGUAUGAUCCAGAAUAUCUUAGUAAACAAUUAGAAUUUUUACAAAAGACAUUAUUACAAGCUGAAAAGGAUGGUGAAUAUGUUCAUAUAUUAGCACAUGUACCAGCCGGUACCGGUAGUACAUUAAAUGUAUGGGCUCGAGAAUUCCGUCGUGUUAUUGAACGUUUCAGUCCUAUUAUAAGUGGUGUAUUUAACGGACAUACACAUAAAGAUGAAUUUAGUGUUUUCUAUUCAAUGUCAGAUUCUAAAACACCAAUUGGGGUUCAAUGGAAUGGUGGCAGUUUAACACCAUUUAGUUUUGUUAAUCCAAAUUAUAGAAUUUAUGAAGCAGAAACAAAAACUUAUCAAAUCGUUGAACAUGAAACAUAUAUUUUCAAUUUAACUGAAGCAAAUGCAAAUCCUGAUAAGAGCCCUGUAUGGUACUUAGAAUAUGAUUUUAAAAAAGAUUUUGGAAUAGAAAAUUUAAGUCCAGCUUCAUUGGAUGCUCUUUUGGACAGAUUCACUCAAGAGCCAGACCUUUUGAAAAAAUAUUGGGAAUUCAAAUAUAAACUAGGAACUCCGACAUUAGAAAAAGGUUGUGAUGAAACAUGUUUAGCUAAAGAAUUAUGUGAAGCUGCAACCACACAAUCAAAUGAUUUAAAACGAUGCGAAGAACUACAAAAGAAAUUCUUUGAAACGGUUGGUCAUGAAGUUUAAAGUUUUUUUGUAGGACUUUUGGUUAUGAGAUUUUUAUAUUAUUUUUGUUUUAUGAAAAUAAAAUGUAAAAGACUGUUUAAUGUUAA